Messenger RNA from Chanos chanos (milkfish), 1647 nucleotides. It is a transcript of the gene nek12, whose product is annotated as NIMA-related kinase 12. The coding region runs from base 1 to 1647 and encodes 548 amino acids. The transcript is spliced from 5 exons. Gene Ontology annotation, biological process: protein phosphorylation. Lineage: Eukaryota; Metazoa; Chordata; Actinopteri; Gonorynchiformes; Chanidae. Gene Ontology annotation, molecular function: ATP binding; protein kinase activity. The record is from RefSeq and is a predicted model, not a curated record.
AUGGAAAAAUACGAGAAAAUUCUCACACUGGGUAGAGGAGGAGCAGGUAUUGUUUCGCUUAUGAAACAUGUGGAAUCCAAGAAACUGUAUGCCGUGAAGAAGAUACAGGUCGACAGCUCGAGGAAAACAAAGACCAAAGAAGCCGUGUUACAGGAGGCAAACAUUUUGAGAAAUCUUACGCAUCCUCACAUUGUUGCAUGGAAGGACACAAUCUUUGACCCAAACAACGAACGCAUCUUCAUAGUCAUGGACUACUGCGAUGGUGGAACACUGGAAGACCGUAUUAAGGAGCGAGAAAAAGGAGAUCAUUUCGCAGAGCACGUAGUUAUGGGAUGGUUUGUGCAAGUUCUUAUGGCGGUUAGUUACCUACAUUCGGUAAAAAUCCUACACAGAGAUAUCAAGACCUCAAAUGUGUUUUUAACAAGGAGGGGAACGCUUAAGUUGGGGGAUUUUGGAAUAUCAAAGAUAAUGAACCACACGUUGGACGUGGCCUCUACCUGCGUGGGUACACCCAGCUACCUUAGCCCUGAACUCUGUCAGGAUCUUCCAUACAGCACCAAAUCAGACAUUUGGGCUCUUGGGUGCUUAUUAUUUGAGAUGUGUGCACUCAAACCAGCCUUUGAUGCCAAAAAUCUUUUGAGUUUGUUUUAUAAGAUUAUUAAAGGCGAAUACAGCCAGGUGCCUGAUAAAUAUUCAGGCAACCUUCACACUUUAAUUAAAAGAAUGCUGAGCCGGAUUCCUGACAAACGACCGAGCGCUAACAACAUACUGAAUAUGGCAUAUGUACAAGGACACCUGGGAGAGUUCAUCAGACGUCAAGAGUCGGAACUCGCUAAAGUUCAUGACCUAUCCACACCUGUGUCAGGAGAAGAAUGCGUCAUUGACCUUAUGCCCAGCGUGGAACGUGAAGACAGCGCAGCACAGAGUUUGACAGAGGACGAAGACGAACUUUUGAAUGAGGAGCAAGAGGUCAGUGUAGAUACGGACUCGAAUUAUUCAGAGGACUUUGAACACGAGAGCUUUUCAUCUAAUGAAGAUAUUUCUGGGGAAGAAGGCUCAUCCAGUCUCUCAAGUAUGGAUAUGCCUGUGGAAUCUCAUUUUGCUCCUGCUGACGAGGGCUCGGCUGACUACCCGGAUGACUUUGAGGAGGUGGAUGAGGAGGAACUGGCUGAAGUGGUUAGCAGUGCGAGAGGAGCCAUGGAGCUCCUGUGUGAAGACGUCUCGUCUGGGGAGCAGCUGCAGCUCAGUGAUGACGGCGGAGUCCCUGUCUCGAUGAAACGUCUCAGAGACAAGUACAUCGAGAAUGUCGGUCCUGUGUUUUACGAGGAGAUCAGCGGACAUUUUUUGAACGGUCUGACCCCAGAAGACCUGCAGCCUCGGUUUGAACAUGUGAUUGGACCUGACCACCUGGAAACCUGCUAUCUUAUCUUCAAUAUCGACCAAGAGACUGUUUACCACAUGGAAAAACGCAUUAAACGGCUUUAUGAAAUACCCGGAGGAAAGCUGGAGGUACUGGAAGACAAUGCCAAAGAUCUGAUGUUGCUGAAUUACAGUACGGUCCUGAAUCCAGACACUGCGUACAGAUCUGAAGUUGACAAAACUGCUCGUUUAAAGCUGCCACGGCGUGCCCACCACACGCAAGAGUGA